Molecule: messenger RNA, 943 nt
Organism: Thlaspi arvense
Lineage: Eukaryota; Viridiplantae; Streptophyta; Magnoliopsida; Brassicales; Brassicaceae
Source: the annotation of a GenBank genome assembly
UUCUAUUUCUUGAUUUUUGUAAAAUAUUUAGUAUUUCUAUUUUUUUAUUUCCUUUUGCCAAUGUUUUACUUUCAUACGUUUUUCUUAUAAAUAAGGAUUAAGUUUUUCGUUUGUGAGAUGUAUCCAAAGCAAGACAGAGAGUUUUGGAGGGUGAAGAGAAGCUAUUCUCUUUGAGAGUUUUUACUAUUAAGGUUUUUGGUUUUUGAGUUCACUGCACAAACCAUCCAUAGAUUUGCUUUCUGCUUUCCCUCAACCACACUUGCAACCAGAUGUCAUCGAAAAGGAUAUUAAAAGAGCUAAAGGAGUUGGAGAGAGACCCUCCUGUAUCAUGCAGUGCAGGUCCAAUAGGAGAAGAUAUGUUCAAUUGGCAAGCUACGAUAAUGGGUCCAAACGAUAGUCCAUACUCAGGCGGUGUUUUCCUUCUUAAUAUCCACUUUCCUACGGAUUAUCCUUUUAAACCUCCUAAGGUUGUAUUCAGAACCAAAGUGUUUCACCCAAACAUCAACAACAAUGGAAGCAUAUGUUUGGACAUUCUCAAAGAGCAAUGGAGCCCUGCCCUUACCAUCUCUAAGGUGCUUCUUUCUGUGUGCUCUCUUCUUACAGACCCUAACCCUGAUGAUCCUCUGGUUCCAGAGAUAGCUCAUAUAUACAGAACCGACAAGAAGAAAUACGAAGCCAUGGCUGGAAGCUGGACCCAUAAGUAUGCGUCGUCAUAAAACUCACAACUUCAUUCUUUGCAAAAUGUCUACAAUUUCUCUUUUUCUUCUUCUUCUUUUGGUUUGGUCUCUUAUUUUGUAACAAUAAAACAAAGAAGUGGAAUAUUAUUGGCGAUCUCCGUUUAACCUUGUUUUGUGUUAUAUUAAUUUUAGUGUCAUUACUAUAUUUAAUAUCGGUUUUGAUUCUUGCAUAGAUAUUUUGUACUUAUUUAUUGGAAUUCAAACUG